AUGGAGUCCGCAAACAACACAAGUUUUGAGACCAGCACAAAUGGAGACCGCCUCGAGGAGACCGCUGCUGAGGAGCUGAGUUCAUCGGCACCCCGACAGAAUGAUACCCCAGAAGCUUCGCAAGGGGUUAAAAGCCCCUCUGGAGGAGCAGCUGCGGAAAAUGCAAUGGAGAAACUGAAAGCAGGGAAGAACGUCAAGGAAAAGCAAAGCACUGAUUUUGACAGUCUGGGCCUUAAACGAAAGUCGGACGGCGACAAAAGGCCAGCUCUGAGAAAAGAGGCACGCUUGGUAGAGCCAGAAAACCAGCCUAUCGCUCUGCUUCUCUCCCACAUCCCUCUAAAGAGCCUCAUGGAAGUGGAGAUGAAGCUGAUCUAUUUUGAUGAAGGGGAUGUGACCUAUGAGUUCCUGCAGUCCAAAGACUCCGCCAGCACCCAGCCAAAGUGUCCAGAAGCUUUAAGCGUGGAUUCCCUGAGGCUCUCUGAUGGGAAUGGCCCACCCCAGAUCGACAAAUGGCUUCAGGUGGCCUUAAAGGAUGCCAGCACCUGCUACCAGCAAAAGAAGUAUGCCAUGGCAGCAGGACAGUUUCGAACAGCACUGGAGCUUUGCAGCAAAGGUGCAGCUGUAGGGAAGCACUUUGAAGCCUCUCCAGAAGACGUUUCGAGCAUUGCCAGUUUUAUCGAAACAAAGCUUGUAAUUUGCUACUUGAAGAUGAGAAAGCCCGACCUCGCACUGAAUCACUCACACAGGAGCAUUAUCCUGAACCCGGCCUAUUUCCGAAACCACCUCCGCCAAGCCGCUGUGUUCCGAUGCUUGGAGAGGUACUCUGAGGCAGCAAGGAGCACCAUGGUUGCUGACUAUGUGUACUGGCUGGCAGGAGGAAGUCAGCAGCAGACCAGCAAACUCAUCAAACUGUAUUGGCAGGCCAUGAUUGAAGAAGCCAUCACAAGAGCAGAAUCUUUUUCGGUGAUGUACACACCCUUUGCAACCAAAGUGACGGCUAAAAAAAUUGACCUGUUGAAAGAAGCGUUUGCCAAAAAGCACCCAGAUUAUGUAGAAUACAUAUAUACAGAUCCCCAUGGACUUCACAGCUUGCCACAAACUGCAGACUGGACUUGUCCUCCCCAGUCGUAUUUGCUUACGUUAGGCUUCAAAAACAAAGAAGUUGGGAAAUUCCUGGAAAAGAUGUCUUGCAGGAAGCUGCCUGCAAUUUCAGAACACAAAGCUCCUUUCAGUCCUCUUACGAAAGAAGAGGCAGGGAGACACCUGGAGACCAUUGGGAGAAGAAUCUUGCCGGUCAUGGAUUUCAUCCGAGGCACCAAAUUGACUGAGACUUUCUGUGCAUGUUCGGGCACGAUAGAAAAACUGCAGCAUGCCAGCCUCCUUGGCCGUUUGCAGCGCUUCAAGGAGCAGUCCCAAGUGAUUAAUCAAGCCAUGGCUGAGCUUGCAACAAUUCCCUAUCUCCAGGAUAUCAGCCAACAGGAUGCUGAAUUGCUGCAGUCACUAAUGGCAGAUACUAUGGACACCCUCGAAGGAAGAAAAAGUGAUAAGGAAUGUGUCUGGAAUAAAAUUCAAAAGGUAAAAAAAAGAAAAGAUAGUCACUGA
This is a messenger RNA of Sphaerodactylus townsendi, 1602 nucleotides long. RefSeq names its product spermatogenesis associated 16 (gene SPATA16). The record is from RefSeq and is a predicted model, not a curated record. Gene Ontology annotation, cellular component: Golgi apparatus. The transcript has 9 exons. Gene Ontology annotation, molecular function: protein binding. Bases 1 to 1602 code for a protein of 533 amino acids. NCBI's taxonomy places the organism in Eukaryota, Metazoa, Chordata, Lepidosauria, Squamata, Sphaerodactylidae. Gene Ontology annotation, biological process: spermatogenesis.